AUGAAGAUUUCUUACAAUGGAAAAGUGAGGAAGAACGAAGAGGAAAAAAUUUCUUACUUUUUGAGAAGUACAAUAACUCUUAAAGAAGGUGGGAAAAAGAGUUACUUCCUUUGUAAUCGAUCUGGAUUUUAUAAUUCUAAAAGUAAAGGUGUAAGAGCUAUAAAAUCACAAGGUACCUGCAAAAUAGAGGGGCACUGUCCAUCUACUAUUGAAGUUACCAGUAAUGGCAUUAUUAAGAUUUUAUAUUUCCAAACACACGUGGGACACACAGUAGAUCUAGAACAUUUGCCAUUAACAAAAGAUUUGCGAGAAGUGAUUGCAGGUAAGUUUCUUUAUGAACUUGAUUGUGAAAUUCAAUAUAAAACAGACAUUAUUAUACAACAUUAUCAUAUAAAUGCAAUAUUUUCAGGUAAGUUAAAUGAAGGCAUUCCACCACAGAAAAUAUUAGAUUCCACAAGGAAUAGUAUUAAAGAAGACAUUUACAGGGAGCAUUUAUUGACAAAAAAAGACAUACAUAACAUUUCUAAUUCUUACUGUAUUGGUAAUGAUGAACAAUAUCAUCCAACUGAUGCUGUCAGUUUAAGGAUCUGGAUAGAAAAAAUGAAAUGUUUAGAUGAUAAUCCAGUUCUUUUUGUAAAAUUCCAAGGAGAAGCAGCAGAUCAGCACUUGGAAAUUAGUGACUUCUGCAUCAUCAUAAUGACAAACGUUCAAAAGCAUAUGCUUUUAAAGUUUGGAUCCGAUAGCACACAUGGGACUAAUGCUUACGAUUUUCAAUUAUCGACAGUUUUAGUCAUAGACGAGUUUAAUUCAGGAUUUCCUGCUGCUUUUUGCCUAAGCAAUAGAGUAAAUUUAGGUUCAAUGCAAAAAUUUUUUCAGUGUAUUAGGGACAAAGUUGGACUGCUGUCUGUAAACUGCUUUAUGAGUGAUGAUGCACCAGUAUAUUAUACUGCAUGGACAUCAGUAAUGUGUGAUGCCAAAUUUAGGAUUCUAUGCACCUGGCACGUUAAAAAGGCAUGGCUGCAAGCAGCAAAUUCAAUUAUCCCCUCAAAGCGAAAGGAAGUUUUGAAAUUUUUAAAUGUAGUAUCUGAAUGUCAUGAUAUAAAAGAAUUUGAAGCACUGAUAUCUGAUUUCCUCAGCAAACUCUUUGCUGAUAGAGAUACAGACAAGUUUGCUAAUUAUUUUGCUUCAAAUUAUGCAAACAGAUGUGAGUUGUGGGCUAAAUGUUAUAGAAAAAGAUGUAACAUCACAACUAACAAUCAUCUUGAAGCACUGCAUCGAGUUUUAAAAUAUUCUUAUCUUGAUGGAUUGAAAAACAAGAGGGUUGAUAGGUGCAUUGCGAAGCUUAUUAAUAUGGUGCAAGAUAAAUGGUUCCAGAGAUUUAUCAAAACAACAAAAGGGCCAAACACAUCAAAGAUCAACCAAACAAAUUUACGACACAACAGAGCAAUAAAUUUUCCAGCUAAUAAUAUCACAGAAAUCAAUGAGUUUUCUUGGCAUGUGAUUUCAGAAAGUGACCCUACUCUUGAAUAUACUGUUACUCAAAUACAUACACAAUGCAUUAAUUGUAACAUUGUUUGUAAAUGGUGCAAAAUUUGUAACGAUGCAUUUGUAUGCACAUGCACAGAUGCCACGAUUAAAGGAAGUGUCUGUAAACAUAUACAUGCAAUAAUUUUAAAGACAAUUAGACGUAACAUAGAGCUUUCGACGUCA
Molecule: messenger RNA, 1710 nt
Organism: Stegodyphus dumicola
Lineage: Eukaryota; Metazoa; Arthropoda; Arachnida; Araneae; Eresidae
Source: RefSeq, a predicted model, not a curated record